Penicillium diatomitis is the source of this 477-nucleotide messenger RNA. RefSeq names its product NUDIX hydrolase. Gene Ontology annotation, biological process: diadenosine hexaphosphate catabolic process; adenosine 5'-(hexahydrogen pentaphosphate) catabolic process; diadenosine pentaphosphate catabolic process. NCBI's taxonomy places the organism in Eukaryota, Fungi, Ascomycota, Eurotiomycetes, Eurotiales, Aspergillaceae. Gene Ontology annotation, molecular function: endopolyphosphatase activity; bis(5'-adenosyl)-pentaphosphatase activity; diphosphoinositol-polyphosphate diphosphatase activity. Bases 1 to 477 code for a protein of 158 amino acids. The record is from RefSeq and is a predicted model, not a curated record. Gene Ontology annotation, cellular component: cytoplasm; nucleus. The transcript has 2 exons.
AUGGCCCAAAAUCGGCCCAUGGAGUCCCGUGUCGGGCGGAAAAACCAACGCUACGGUUCCAAAGGCGAACGUCUCGUGGCCGGUGUCGUGCCCCUCUCUGCCGACAAGACGAAAGUCCUGAUGAUUCAGUCAGCCGGUCCUGGUGGUUGGGUACUCCCCAAGGGAGGAUGGGAGCUCGAUGAGUCCACCGCGGCACAGGCGGCGUGUCGGGAAGCCUGGGAAGAAGCCGGCGUCAUCUGCACAGUGCUUCGGGACCUCGGCUUAAUACCAGACAUGCGCCCGUCCGGUCUGUUGACCGCGCAGGCCCCCAAAGCCUCCUAUCAGUUCUUCGAAGUGAGCGUCGACAAGGAGGAGUCAGAGUGGCCAGAGAUGCACAAGAGGAAACGACAGUGGGUGGGCUUUUCGGAGGCUGCGACUGCGUUGGCCAAUCGACCCGAGUUGCUGGAGGCCUUGAAACGCAGCUCUUUGAAGCGAUAG